AUGUUUGAUCGCUCAGGGAAGGUGACAAGCAAAGAUGUCAAAGAUGUCAUACUCGAGAGACUCUCCGAGGAGUGCGAGGAAAAUUUUAGGCUCAGAAGAUUUAUAAAGCUGUGUAGUACACAUCCAUUCCUUUUGGAUCGCUUCUUUCGCAGCGAAGCUAAGAAGUGGGAUCUAAAAAGUCUACAUAUGCAGAAGACGUCAGGUAAAGAAGAGAUAGAAGAAAUCAAGAGGUCCAGGUAUGCUGAAUUUUACUUGGGGUUGUCAAUUAUUUGGUUCAAAGCACGAUGUGCCAGUGAUCCAAGAAACCCCAUUCAAGUACUUCUUGGUAAAGUUGGAGAAGGUGAUCAUAUAAUUGAGAAACUCGUCAAUGAGACAGAGGAGGAUUUCCGGCUCAGAAGAUUUACAGAGUCGUUUCAACAACUUCAAUUCAGUUCUCAGGAGGAUAUCGUGAAAUAUAUUUUAGAACCAAUAUUUCAUGAUCUAGGUUACCAUGGAGAGCUAAAAAAGGAGGAGAAAAAGGACGGCAUCCGGUUCUGUAGAAGGCCUCGAUUCUGCAACGGGGUGCUUGAAAUCCCGAACAUAACUCUAGAUGAUCUACGCACAGAUAUUUUCCUCAACUUUGUUGCAUUUGAGCAAUGCUACUCCCAUUGCUUAAAGCACAUAACCACUUAUGCUGCAUUGAUGAGUUGUCUCAUCAGCACGCCUGCGGAGGCAGCAUUUCUCAGAGACAAAAAUAUUAUUGAGAAUUAUCUUGGAACCGAUGAGGAGGUUGCCCAUUUCUUCAAAAACCUUGGCAAGGAUGUGCCUUUUGAUAUUGACGAAAGUUAUCUAUCUGUAGCUGCUGUCGUGCUCCUACUACUCACUGCAAUUCAGGCCUUCUUUGAUGUGUAUGAUUAUUUUAAUUCAUUGGCCUCUAGUGGAGGGGGGAGGCAUUAG
Molecule: messenger RNA, 936 nt
Organism: Prunus armeniaca (apricot)
Lineage: Eukaryota; Viridiplantae; Streptophyta; Magnoliopsida; Rosales; Rosaceae
Source: the annotation of a GenBank genome assembly